Messenger RNA from Thamnophis sirtalis, 1662 nucleotides. RefSeq names its product ubiquitously expressed prefoldin like chaperone (gene UXT). The record is from RefSeq and is a predicted model, not a curated record. NCBI's taxonomy places the organism in Eukaryota, Metazoa, Chordata, Lepidosauria, Squamata, Natricidae. Gene Ontology annotation, molecular function: transcription corepressor activity. Gene Ontology annotation, cellular component: mediator complex. Gene Ontology annotation, biological process: negative regulation of transcription by RNA polymerase II; positive regulation of transcription by RNA polymerase II.
UCAGAAGCGAUAGCGAUUAUUCCCCCCCCCCCUUAAAACAUGGCAGCAGCGUAGUUGCCCUAAAUUGGUGCCCCUCUCCCUAUUCCCGGCCACUAUUGGAAACUUAAAACGCCCUCACAUCUGGAAGUUCACCAGGUCGGGCGAGGCUGCCCCAUAAUUAAAUUGGGAAAAUAAAACGACUUGAUUUCUCAGACGCCGAGCCGACAGGAACCGCCUCCUGUCUUAGAGCGGGAAAAGAAGAGCGUUGCUUUAAUUUUUGUGCCUCGGGCAACUCCCCCCCCCCUUUAAUUUGACGGCUUUCACUGGAUACAUAAAGCUGUUAUGGGUCGGGUAGAGGAGGGCAAAGGUUUCUCCCUCCUAGCUCCCUUCUUUUCUGACGUGCUUGGAAGCGAGCCUGAGUCCGAGGAGAGACUUAACCUCGUUUUUAAAGUCGUAGGACCCUGGAUGUAGUGAAGGGACGGGGCUCCUUGGUGCUUGCUGCUUGUAGGGCGACGCGUCGGAGCUGCUUUUCUAUCUUUUGUAGAUUGCAUGCUUGCGUUUUCGAGAAAGGAUAAGGAAUUCUGCCGUCCUUAUUGUACCUGAAUGUGCACUUCUGGGUUUCAUGGGCUGACCUGGGGAUCUAUUUACUAAUAUUUUUGGUGGAAGUCUCAUGGUGAUGCUUAGUGAACAGCAACUACAAGAGAAGGUGCUUCAGUAUGAAGCAUUUAUCAGUGAUGUUUUGCAGAGAGACCUUAAGAAAGUGUUGGAGCAGCGAGAUGAGAUUUAUGAAAAGAUUGCUCAGUAUUUGCAACUCAAGAACAUUAUUGAACGUUUACAGGAAACAGGAAGCCAGGAGCUGAAAACUCAAGUGGAUCUAGGCUGCCAUUUCUAUGUCAAUGCAGAAGUGCCUGAUACAUCCACCAUGUUUGUAGCUCUGGGUUAUGGGUUCUUUGUGGAGCUGACUCUACCAGAGGCACUAACCUUCAUUGAGAAGAAGACAAAGUUGCUUAAUGAGCUCAGUGAAACUCUUACUAAAGAUUCCGCCAGAAUAAAAGCCAAUAUCCGGAUGGUUUUAGAGGCUACUGUUCUGACUUCCCCAAGCCGCAGUGUUGGCAGAUAUGUUGGAUGGCUAUUUCCAUCUUCCGUAACUAGUGUGGUCCUGUACCAUACAGGCUGAAGCGGUUAGGUGCUUUUGUCCCACAUCAGAUCAAGAAAGCUCCUUUAUGAAACAAAGAGGAUAUUUUUUUCUUGUAUAGUUUGGAAUCGUGAUUAUACUAUAAAAGAAAAUAAAAGGAAUCAGUAGAGAAACCUGAAUCUCAUCUUCCUUUUCUUUCCGAAGGGAUUACGUGAACUGCAAGGUUUCAAAGAUCUGCCUGAGGAGAACAGAAACGAUGUUUUCCUCUAGGUAUCCAUCUUCUAUGAUCCACAGGGAGUAAUUUUGGUUUUCUAGAAGAAAAUUUGAUUGGAUUUUUUGCUACAGUAAGGGCUGCAUGCAUGGGGAGAAACUGGUGAAUGAGAGACAGUGACAUGAUGUGACACGCAGGGACACAGUAACAUGAGGAAGAACAGCUCCACUUUUAGUGAGGGUGUUAGGCUCUUUGAACUUCCUCCCAUGUCUCUUCCAAUUUUAGUGUUUCAUUUUAAAAAUAAUUGUAUUAAUAAAGAUUAUGUAUUUGUACUGGA